GCACAAACAAAGACUAUCCCUGCUACGAGAUGAAACGGCGUUUUGGUUUAUUAAUACUAAUGUUAACUUUUAGUGACGUGUUUUGCUGGGGUUAUGUUUAUUGUUGCAAUUCCUCAACUUUACUCACAUUUUUAAAUGUUAACCGGCUGGGAUGGAAGCUAACUGUUAGCCUUGCUGCGUUUAAGGUGUCCAUGUGUGUAUCACGUGAUGUGUGCGCCAUUCAAAAGGUCAACGAGCAGUCAAACAUAUGCUUGAAGACGAUGCUUAGACAAAAACAACUAGAUUCCAGCGCCCUCGGAGACUACCCGGGCAGCCCUCUCAGCUGGCUCAGCAAUGGUUGCCUGUGGAAACCAGGGGACGUGGUCCCAGCGAGGGUCGCCGCUCCACCUGGGGAUGACCCCUUGACACGGUGGACCCUGUCGACUUCCCGCCGCAAUGGAGAGUCGUCGUCACUUGCUGCCCCUCGCGCUGGCUUUACUGGGGUUUUUCAGCCCGUGUGUGACCCCGCUGACUUCCAGGGUCUCCUUCUCCUUAGCCCCGGGAGACAACUCACCCGCUUCGGCAGCCCCGACGUGGGCAACACCACCACACUGCUGCUCAGCGACGACGGAGACACGCUCUACGUGGGAGGGAGGGAUGCGGUGUUAGCGCUGGAUGUUAGGCUCGAGGACACUAUGGUACUACGGAACAAGCUGGACUGGAGCCCUUCAGUGAAAGACCUGGACCAAUGUUCCAUGAAAGGAAAGAAAAUGGCGGACUGCCCCAAUUUCAUCCGCGUGCUGCAGUUCCUGAACGCCACCCACAUCUACGCCUGCGGAACAUUCGCCUUCAGCCCGCGUUGCAUCUACAUUAACUCUGAGACGUUAACGGUGAGCCUCAAGUCUGACGAGGGACGGGGUCGCUGUCCCUAUGACCCCUACCAGCGCAACACAGCUAUCAUCGUAGAUGGAGAGCUGUACACGGGCACGGUGGCCGACUACAGGGGCAACUGGCCGUUAAUCUCCCGCCACCUCAGCGAGGGCACCCGUGUGGACCUAAAGUUGGAUGACAGCCUGGGAUGGCUGGAGGAUCCAACUUUCAUCAGCUCCACUUUUAUUCCUGAUGAGGGCAAAAUCUACUUCUUCUUCAGCGAAGUGGGCAGAGAGUACGACUUCAUCGACAAGUUUAUUGUGUCCCGUGUUUCCCAAAUCUGCACGAGUGACAUCGGGGGCCAGCGGACGCUUCAGCGGCGCUGGACCACCUUUGCCAAAGCUCAGCUGCUGUGCCAGGCGGACAACGAGCUGCCCUACAACGUGAUCCAGGACAUCGACAGCCUCCCGCCGGCAGAGGGCGCGUCUACGGAUGACACGCUCUUUUACGGCAUCUUCACCUCUCAGUGGUCUGUCAACUCGGGGCUGUCAGCAGUAUGCUCGUUCCGCUUGUCGGACAUCAGGUCGGCCUUCUCGGGCAACUACAAGGUCCUGAACCGUGACACGCUUCAAUGGAGUACGCGGGUGCAAGAGAAGGUCGCCAAUCCAGGCGAGUGCGGCCUGCACAACGCGUCAGACAACGCUUUGCGCUUUGUCAAAGAAAACUUCCUGGCUGACGACAGCGUGCGGCCGGCGGGGAGGAGUUUGACCCUGGUGUCCGCUGAGCACAUCUAUAGCCAUCUGAGUGUCCAGAGAGUCCGGGCGUCCAACAGCGUGGACUACACGGUCCUCUUUCUCCUCACAGAGUCGGGUUACCUUCAUAAAGCGGUACUGCUGCAGAGCGGCGCCCACAUCGUGGAGGAGGUGCAGGUUUUUGAGAAAGCACAACCUGUGAAGAGCCUGAAGCUGUCUGUACCCAAGGGCGUGGUGUACGUCGGUACAUCAGAGGGCGUGCUCAGACUCCCAACAGCCAACUGCUCUUUCUACUGGACCUGUGCUCAGUGUGUCUUGGCCCGAGACCCUUUUUGUGGGUGGGAUCCUUCCCUCCGGGCCUGUGUGAUGGUUUCUGGUGCCCACGUCAAUCUCGGCCAGGACAUAGAGCGCGGCAAUGUGGUUCAGGCGUGCAAAAGUGUUGCAUUAACACCCAGGGCCCGGUUUGGACCCAAUAACAUGCCUGCAGCUUCCUGUCCCACAGGUGAGCUGGUGUCGGUGUCUCUAAACGAGGUGGUGCGACUGCAGUGUCCCGCCGCGUCCCGCCUGUCUCGCCAGUCCUGGGAGCGGCCAAACAGCCGCCUGUCCUCGGAUUUAUACCUGCACCUGGAGGAUGGCAGCCUGAGCUUCGUGGCCACUCCGGCCACGCUGGGACACUACCUCUGCCUGUCCACGGAGAACGGCUUCCAGCAGACGAUGGCCAUCUACCACGUCAAACAGAAGAGCAGCCCCCUGCCUCAAACGCCCACCAAGCGGGUAUUGCCCCAGACGCUCCCUUCGCCUACCGAGUGGGAAGCCAGGCCCAGGAGGACAGAGUCCAAGCAGGCCGAGCCCACACUGAUCAGCGGGGACACUCAGGUGACCGCAGGGCAGCUGGGCAGUAACUUCACCCUGUGGAUGGUGAAAACGGCGCCCAAAGAGGCCGCCUUCCGAGACGGGGAGCCGCUGAUGUCGGAAUCGGCUCCCUGUUACCUGAAGGAGCUGGUGGUGGUGUCCAUCCUCUUGGUGCUGUGCCUCAGCCUGCUUCUCACCGUCCUGCUCUACGGUGCCAAACAGCGAUGGCGCAGUCAAACCGUUCCGCACGUGCCAGGCACCCCCGGGCCAGACCCGGACAGAAGGACCCCUGUGGAGCACGAGGUCCUGCGCGGGAGCCCGUCUCAAAGAAAAUGCAACGGACACAUGCAGCAUGGCGGACCGGCCAGUGGCGUGCUCUGUAACGGAGCGCUCACGGGCUCCAACGGCCACUUGCCCAACACGCCCAUCUGAGUGAGUAUUACUGCUGACUGUUGGGAACGCGAUAGUACGAAGGACUACGGUACUAAUGUCAACACAGCGGCUUUGUUGCUACAAAGGAAUAUUAGGGCCACACUGACUAGGGAAAAAGUUUUAAUAUGAGGAAAAAUAAUAAUAAUUUGCAAGAAUAUAAUACCUCUGUAAAGUAGUUACCCUUAUCAUUGCAAAUAUUAAAUAGCACUGCCCUUCUUUUGUGCUGUGAAAAUGUACGUGCGGUUAUGGUUUUUAAGUUAUCAUAAAAUAAAUUUGAUGUGUCAUCCAGCCCCCCCUUGUCAAAAUCUCCCCAAACGUGUCACAUUCGUUUGUGCUGCAAAAAUGUUUUGCUAACAAACUAUCAUAUUAAACUACUAGUUUUUAUGUUAUUAACGUUUUAGUAUUCAUAACCAGUGACCCCCACCUUGUCAAAAUCUCCCCAAACUUCUCCCAAACGUUUGUGCUGCAAAUUUUGUUUGUCUUUCUAUGAAUCUUUAUGUUAACAUUUUAUAGUUUUAAUGUUACUAACGUGUUGUCAUCCAUAAUUAGCUCCAUAACAUAAAAACUAUAAUAGUUAAACUAUUUUUUUUGCAGCACUAAUGUAGCACAAAUAAAUAGGGCAGGUUUGGGAAGAUUUUGACAACGUAGGGUGGUUGUUUACCGCAUUUUUCGGACUAUAAGUCGCAGUUUCUUUCAUAGUUUGGAAAAAAACAUAUAUACCGGUAAGUCGCACUGGAGCCCGGCCAGUGCGACAUAUAUGUUUUUUUCCUUUUUUAUUAUGCAUUUUGGGCAGGUGCGACUUAUACUCCGGUGCGACUUAUACUCGGAAAAAUACGGUAUACAUAAUAGAACUUUAAUAACAUUAGAACUUUAAUAAGCGGUAGAAAAUGGAUGGAUGGAUGGAUGGAUAGACAGAAAAUGUUUGCAGCACAAAUGAGUUGGACCGGUUUGGGUCAUUUUUCGGCCGUGUUAUUUUAAUAUUCGCAAUGAUAUGCGGCCCAAUUUUACAUAGGUGAAUAGAGUCAUUGUUAUUAGGCAGAAAAAUGUGAAUUAAUUAAGAAUUUUUUGUAGAAAAUGUUUUAAAUAUUAUGAGAAAAACAAUAUUGAUAAGUAUGUCCUUGUCCUAAUAUUAGUACUUCCAUCCAUCCAUCCAUUUUCUACCGCUUAUUCCCUUUGGGGUCGCGGGGGGCGCUGGAGCCUAUCUCAGCUACAAUCGGGCGGAAGGUUAUUAUUAUAAUAAUUUGACAUUAUUCUCAUUAAAUUGUGAUUCAGGUAGUUGUUGUCAAUGUAUUCUUGUAAUAUUUGUACUUUAUUCUUGCAAUCACAGCGUUAUUUCAUGACUUAAUUGUUGUAUUUGUUUCUCCUUUCAGUGUGGCCGUAAUACAACUUUUUUUGUUUCCCAAGAUGCCGAGUGGCUGCAAUAUAAAUGUUUUUAAUACGUGUUUGAUGCCAUGUGACUGCUACAUGUACACUUUUUUUUAACAGAUAAUAAUACAAAGCACCAGAGUUUAGUAGGAUUCUGUACAAUGAAAAAAGUAAUAUAUUAGUUUUUGUGGGAUUCAUUCCUAUGGAGCCUAAUUUUUGUUGUAUGAUUUCCUACUAAAUUCCUGUGUUUAUAAUCAUUGCAACAGCAGCUGUCUAAACUACGGAUAGCUUUGCACACGUGCCUUGGCCACACUGAGGAAUGACACUUUUGGACCCUAUAAUAAUGUGAUUAUUCAACCACUUCAAGUGCACACAGUCUUGUGAAUUUUAAACAGUUUUAAUGUUGUGAAUCAGGGUGAAUGUUAGUGGACAUUUACACUUCUCUGUGGUGAAUCAGGACCAAAUAGUGUGUACUAGUCGGGAUUCUGUUAGGAUUUUUGUAUGCCUUCGUCUUGCCUUUUUUUUAGGACAAGCAUCACUUGUUCUCACCACGACACAUUCCCAUUGUGGUGUGUUGGGUACUGUGUUUGGAAAUGACCACUCGCAGAGUUCAUUAAAGGCAUCAGCCUCAAAA
This is a messenger RNA of Nerophis lumbriciformis (worm pipefish), 4884 nucleotides long. It is a transcript of the gene sema4ab, whose product is annotated as sema domain, immunoglobulin domain (Ig), transmembrane domain (TM) and short cytoplasmic domain, (semaphorin) 4Ab. NCBI's taxonomy places the organism in Eukaryota, Metazoa, Chordata, Actinopteri, Syngnathiformes, Syngnathidae. Gene Ontology annotation, cellular component: plasma membrane. Gene Ontology annotation, molecular function: chemorepellent activity; semaphorin receptor binding. The record is from RefSeq and is a predicted model, not a curated record. Gene Ontology annotation, biological process: semaphorin-plexin signaling pathway; neural crest cell migration; axon guidance.